Molecule: messenger RNA, 552 nt
Organism: Lycium barbarum (goji berry)
Lineage: Eukaryota; Viridiplantae; Streptophyta; Magnoliopsida; Solanales; Solanaceae
Exons: 2
Coding region: 1-552 (183 amino acids)
Source: RefSeq, a predicted model, not a curated record
AUGGUGCCUACAGUGACUAUGCCUCAUGCACAGGGCCAAACACAACUUUCAGUUAUGCGGCUAAUCAAAGGGCUAAAGAAAGGAGAGCCAACAUUCAUGGCAACCAUUGUAAGUUUGGAGGAAUACAAGGGUCUCCAGGAGACACUGCCGCCUUGCAUAGAGAAGUUGCUCGAGGAGAAUAAAGAUGUCAUGCCCAAUGAGCUACCUAAGCGCUUGCCACCUAGACAUGAGGAGCAUGUGGAACACUUAAGAAAGGUUUUCCAAGUCUUGCAGGAGAACGAGCUAUACGUCAAGAGGGAGAAGUGCGAGUUUGCACAAUCAAAGGUGCACUUCUUGGGACAUGACAUUAGCAUUGGCGAGCUAUGCCUGGAUGAGGCUAAGCUACGGCCUAUGCAAGAGUGGGAGGCGCCUAUAAAGGUGACGGAGUUGAGAUCCUGCCUUGGCUUUGUUAACUACUAUCUCCAGUUUAUCAAUGACUAUUCAGGCAACGCGGCACCAUUGACCGAGUUGCUAAAGAAGAACAAAUCAUGGGUUUGGACGGAGUACUGCUAA